This is a messenger RNA of Cyprinus carpio (common carp), 3013 nucleotides long. RefSeq names its product complement C1q tumor necrosis factor-related protein 1. Lineage: Eukaryota; Metazoa; Chordata; Actinopteri; Cypriniformes; Cyprinidae. Gene Ontology annotation, molecular function: protein binding. The record is from RefSeq and is a predicted model, not a curated record.
UGAAUCCUGAGAGAUGAAUGAGCAAACACUGCUUUAAAACAGGAGGAGGGAGAGAGAGAGAGAGAGAAUAAAGAGAGUUCCCCAAGGAAACGCCUCCUAAUGUAAGAGAGCCAGAAGAAGAGUCGCUGAAGGUGCUCGAGGACGCAGCGGUGUCGUGAUGUGGGCUGUGUUUCUGCUGCUGCUCCUGCCCCCCGUGGCGUCUGUCCCCUCCCCCUCCAGACCGACGCCCAGAUACUGCCGCAGGUGCUGCGACCACUUAGACCCGCCCCUGAGCCCCGCCUCCCAGCCUGCAGCCAAUCCCACGCCUGAGAUCCACACCUUCAUUAACAUGACUAUCCUCAAAGGGGAUAAAGGAGAGCGUGGGGACAGAGGGACGCCUGGUAAAGCCGGAGUGGACGGACCCCUUGGACUCAGAGGUGUGACGGGGCCCAAAGGCAGUAAAGGAGACACCGGGGCCCCCGGAGACCCCUGCAAAAUCCAGCAGUCGUCCUUCUCCGUGGGCCGACGCAAAGCUCUGCACAGCGCUGAUCACUACCAGGCCCUGAUCUUCGACACAGUCUUCGUGAACCUGGGCGAACACUUCAACAUGUUCAAGGGGAAGUUCUACUGCUUCGUCCCAGGAGUCUAUUUCUUCAACGUCAACAUUCACACCUGGAACUUCAAGGAGACGUACCUGCACCUGAUGCACAACGAGCGGCCGCAGGUGAUCCUGUACACGCAGCCCAGCGACCGCUCCAUCAUGCAGAGCCAGAGCGUCAUGCUGUCGCUGGAGCUCAAUGACGAGGUCUGGGUCCGGCUCUACAAGCGCCAGCGCGACAACGCCAUUUACAGCGACGACGUGGACGUCUACAUCACCUUCAACGGACACCUGGUGGCUCCUAAAGUCUAGGAGCAGGGACCGCAGUAUUUGCACAGAGUGUGUAGAGGAGCAGCCAGAGAUGAUUGUGUGUGUGUGUGUGCCUUUAGCUUUUCAAUUAAACACUCUGCUGUCCUUCACCUCAUUUUAAAGAAAAAACCUUGCACAAAGACUUUAACCACAUUUGAUUUGAGCUGCUGAGCAGCCUGUCGAUUAACAGUGAGCAGGACUUUUAUCUCUCAAUCCCACCGGUGUCUUCAGUGAGCGCAGCCGCAGUCGCAGUCGCUCUCAGAUCAGCUGUCGCUUCAGACAAACAGGACUGUAUUUCAGAGAGAAUCAGGUCAAUCCAGCAGAAUGUGUUAUUCUCCUCCCUCAUUCCCUGUGAUCAGUGAACAUGAAUUUGAGCACGUAAAUCUUCUAGACAUUAGGAAACUGAUGACUGUGUGUGGCAUGAGUAUUACACACUGGAGUUUACACUGCGUCAGAGGACACCGGGAUCCAGUCAUUCCAGAUCAGAUGCUUCAUGCAAAAGCAGAAAUAGUCCAACCUAGUUAACAAAUUUAGCUUUGCAAAAAAAUUGCAAACUUUAAAAUGUCCAGUUUUCUUGUCGUCAUUCUAACGUUAUCUGAAAGUUACACAAACCUUUCUUAAAAUGUUCUACUUGCUUAAUUUUCACCCAAAAUAUAAUGUAUUUAGAUGGUUAUUUUUUCAUAUUCUAUAAGAAUUUUAAAAUGUCCAGUUUUAGAACAUAGUUUAAAGGUGACAAAAUUUUCUUAAAUUCUACCAAUGUUAUUUUUACCCAAAAUGUAACAUUAUUUGAACAUUUAUGUUUAAGCUUCUAAGAACAUUGAAAUGUCCAGAUUUCUUGUUGAUUAUAAUGUUAUUGAAAGAUUACAAAAAACCUUCCUUAUAAUGUUGAAUUACAAACAGCAUAAAGACAUUUUGAGAAUGUUGUUCCAAGCGCAUUCUUUCAACGUUAUGAGAACAUAUAAAUCAAAUAUUAAUAAAGUUAUAUAAACGUUACCUAAACAUUUCUUUAGGAAUGCAUUGCCCUUUUAUAUUACUUAUUUAUAUGACUUUUUAAAAACGUUUGGGAAAGUUGUGAGAACAUUAGAAGGGAACGAGUAUGAAUGAAAAUAAUUUCAUCGUAUUCCCGUUUGAUUUCAAACUGAUCCAGUUCUUUCCACUUCUUCUCAACCCUAAACUCAAAACGCAUCAUACACAUCGUGUCAGUGUAAACUCCAGGCUGUAGACGCUCUGAAACACCGCACCAGAGCAAUAUUCUUCUGCUGUUGUUUUCUUUGUUCACUGUGUUUCUCCAUUGGAGCUGGACAGAAGUGCAGCACCAUCGUGAACACUGCGAUGAAUCAGGAGACACUUGAUGACUGGGCUUUCUGGUGUGUUCUAGGGAGGGAUCACUUCAGCCCUGGAAAGUGCACUUACUAGGGAGCGUUUAAGACUCAUCCAGUUUUUACACAGAUUAUGAUGAUCUUUUAUGUCUGUGAAGAACAGUUCACCUGCAAACAAACGUUUUGUAAUCAUUUACUUAACCUUGUGGUUUCUUAUGGAAAGACGUUCUUAAGAAGAUCACGGUCUCUCUUUUAAAUGUAAUGAAAGAUGCUGAGGAAUGGGGCUGUCAAGUAUAAACAAUAAUAAUAAAAAACACCAUAAAAUAAACCAUAUAAUAAUAAUAAAUUAAAAGCCAAUUUGAUAGUAAAUCAGUCAUGGGAUAUGCCACUGAUAGAGCUUUUUCAUUUAACACUGGUUUCUGCUGCUCUGAGAUCAGUGAUUAUCAGUGUGAAUCUGAUCUCAGUUCAUAACUCACAAACACUUCAACUAUAUGCAGCUUCACUGGUUUCCCUGUGAAAGGCAGACGCUUCUGUCUGAGACUCAGUUUCAGGGGAGUGAAGUCCUUCACUGGACUGAUGUCUUGAACCCGGGAGGUUGCUGUAUUUUGUUGUUCAUGUUCAUUAGUUGCCUCAAAUGACCUGGUCAAGGUUUCUCUGACAAACUGGUGCUGCAGCUCCAUGAGCAGGUGCUAAACAGACGCGUGCACUUUCUGCAGGGGAAAACAAGUAUUUCUGUAUUCAGACUCGUUUUUGCUCAUUUUUACCGGUGUAUGAUUGUUCUGUUUCUAUUAAAUUCAGCAACAAAAUA